GUCGCCAAUAGUUUAGUAAAAGUAAGAUGUCUGCGCCCAUGUAAAAUGAAUUCUUUUUUCUUAAUUUACAUCGUAUUUACGUGUACUGUUUUAACCAGUGGAAUAGAUGAUGCCCAUCUUGCAUCUAAAGCGAAAGCCGACCAGAUAGAACGGGCAAGAUGUGGUUACAAUUUAAUGAAGCUUUGGACAGCUGAAGUUGCCCAUUCACCAUUUGCAGCAGCUCCACUGAUCGCUGAUGUAGAUGGUGACGGUAGGUUGGAUAUUAUAGCAGCACCACUCAGUGAGUCACAGACUGUUGUAGAGGCGGAAACAGGCAAGACUCUCACUGACUCCAGAUGGCCAACUCAGAAACUUGAUACAUCUAUUCUUGCGUCGCCACUCCAGUUUGAUAUAGAUGGGGAUGGUAUGUUAGAUGUCCUUUUUGUAACAUUUGCUGCAGAUAUUCUCUUCUAUACUCCAAAUGGUACAGCAAUAAAGGACAAGGGCAUGGAGAUUGCUCCAGCAUAUGUUAAGCAGGACUGGUACAGUAAAGUUGUAGCAGUGUCAGGUGAUGAUAUAAAGGCAUAUGUGAAGGAAGCCAGUGAUAACAUUAAACAGGACAAGAGUUACCUCCCUGUAGAUGCACAUGUCAUGGCAACCCCAGUGAUUGCUGAUAUUAACAAUGACAACAAGCUAGAAGAACUCGUCAUUCCAGUUUCCUAUUAUUUUGAUGAGGAAGAUUACAGACUUGCUGAAAAUUUUGAUCAUAUAAACAAUAUCAAUGAGACAGACCUGGGAAAGUAUGUUGUCUCUGGUAUCACCAUAAUUGAUCUUAGAGAGAUGAAAGUUCUCUAUACAAUCUUCCUUGAUCUUACAACAAAAACAUCGGGGUUCCCAGCAUAUGUCCUGUUUACGCCUACUGUGAUUGACAUGGAUAGAAAUGGAGGCCAUCUUGAGAUAGUGAUUGGCACCUCGGCGGGAAAUGUACACGUGAUUGAGGUAGAAGGAGAGAUAAAAGACAGAAAAGGUUUCCCAUACAGCAUGGGUAUUGUUCAUGGACAGGUUUGUUAUAUUAAAUAUGCCAUAGAGAUUUAUGUAUUGGACAUAAAUUGA
Mercenaria mercenaria is the source of this 1092-nucleotide messenger RNA. RefSeq lists its product as uncharacterized. The record is from RefSeq and is a predicted model, not a curated record. The transcript is spliced from 7 exons. Lineage: Eukaryota; Metazoa; Mollusca; Bivalvia; Venerida; Veneridae. The coding region runs from base 46 to 1092 and encodes 348 amino acids.